Cyclocybe aegerita is the source of this 1542-nucleotide messenger RNA. Lineage: Eukaryota; Fungi; Basidiomycota; Agaricomycetes; Agaricales; Hemipholiotaceae. The record is from the annotation of a GenBank genome assembly.
AUGGCUCUUCGAGCUCUCGAGGCUUCUACCGGAGCUCUGAACAUCGCCGCGUCGCUUUGUGGCAUACCCUUCGUCGGAGCCAUCGCCAUCGCCGUGGAAGAGAUCGUCAAGACCUGUGGCGAGGUCAAAACCCACAAGGUUGAGCUGUUUGGCCGUGACUGGAGAAGCUUUCCUCUUACUCUUGUCCUGCAGCAAAAGUCGAAGCAAUUGUCCAACAGAUGCAUACAGAUUCUGAACACCCUCAAUGAGCAAACCUCCAAGAUGGAAGGAUCAAAACUGCAACAAAUUGCAGACCAGCUCUUGCCGAUUCUCGAAAAAGUCCUAGAUAAAACACGUAAAUGGUCGAAAUACAACUCGGUCGUGACAUUUUUGAAGAAUAGCGAGAUCAGGGAUGGACUAGACCUCUGCGACAUAGAAUUGAAUUCCGCCAUGACUCUUUUCCAUAUCAACUCCAACAUCAUAAUGCAUUCGGCUCAAUGCGACAUGAUGCAUACCAUGAGGAGCAACACUGCCGAACUCAGCGAUCUUUUACUGCGCAUAUUAACCGUUCAAUCAGAAACUCGAACUAUUAUAGAAAUGCAGAACUCUGGCCAACCAGUCGCAGAGCAAUUCAUGCGCGCGGGACAACAAGAGCUGUCCCUUCUUCGUCAGGCAGACGGAACUCGCGGUGUCAUGUACACGCCACGAACAGCCUCCCCAACGCCACAUGCCACUGAUAGCCAAAGAUACCUGCAAUACCAGCGAGGCCUGAUAACUCUCCACCGCGAAACCGGGAUACCUCCGACAAUCAAAGUCCUCAACGGCGAAGUGACGAAAUAUGGAGAUCUGGCAAUUGCUGGUGGUGUGUACAGCGACAUAUGGGCUGGCAAGUGGCUCGGAGAGGAGAAGGUUGCACUCAAGGCCUUGAGGAACAUCAGAGUGUCCGAUCCGAAGGCUAAGAAGCGUUUCGAAAACGAGAUCAACCUCUGGGCCAAUCUGAAGCAUAGCAAUAUUCUGCCAUUUUAUGGGAUCGUCACCGAUCUGGGUCAGCAUAUUCAUAUGGUAUCACCGUGGCAAGAGAAUGGGAACGUCCUCGAGUUUGUGAAGACACAUCGUGAUGCGAACCGUAUAUCCUUUAUGGCUGGGGCGGCCCAGGGAUUAGAAUAUCUUCAUCUACGCAACAUCAUCCAUGGAAAUAUGAAGUGUGCGAAUAUACUCGUAUCAGCGAAGGGCGAAGCCCGCAUCUGCGAUUUUGGAAUGUCCAAGGUCAUUGAAGAAGUUACGGAGAAGAGCGCGUCUGCGGCCCUGACGGAGGGUGGUAGCGCACGGUGGCUAGCUCCCGAAUUGAUAGAGGGGAAAUCACCAUCCAAGGCUGCUGACACAUAUUCCUUUGCAAUGGCUCUUCUGGAACUGUUGACAGGAAAGUAUCCUUUCGCAGAUUGCAAGAGGGAUGCAACAGUCAUCCGUAAGAUUGUAGUCCUGAAGCAAAUGCCAGCCCGGCCUAAGGACAGAGAAGUCUGGGAGGUUGCAUCAUUCAUGAAGAAUUUCAGUUUACCAGCUUGA